AUGGCCUCCUCUCGUGUCUUUGCCUCUCGCCUGGCCACCUCCAUGGCCGCAACCACCAAGGUUGCCCGCCCUGCCGCUCGUCUGCAGCUGGCUCCCAAGCGCACCUUCACCACCCAGCGCAAGACCGUCGUCCCCAUGACCCCCUUCCAGACCGUCAAGCGUCAGCAGCCCAGCCUCAUCCAGGCCAACGCUCGCCAGGUCUUCGCCAACGUCCAGUCCCGCCGCGCGUACUCCUCUGAAAUCGCCGACGCCAUGGUCCAGGUCUCCCAGAACAUGGGUAUGGGCUCUGCCGCCAUCGGUCUCGGUGGUGCCGGUAUCGGUAUCGGUCUCGUCUUCGGUGCCCUCCUCCUCGGUGUCUCCCGCAACCCUGCUCUGCGUGGCCAGCUCUUCUCCUACGCCAUUCUGGGUUUCGCUUUCGUUGAGGCCAUCGGUCUGUUCGACCUGAUGGUUGCCAUGAUGUGCAAGUACGUUUAA
Messenger RNA from Aspergillus clavatus NRRL 1, 474 nucleotides. Its product is annotated as ATP synthase subunit C family protein. Lineage: Eukaryota; Fungi; Ascomycota; Eurotiomycetes; Eurotiales; Aspergillaceae. The transcript has a single exon. Gene Ontology annotation, molecular function: proton transmembrane transporter activity. The record is from RefSeq and is a predicted model, not a curated record. The coding region runs from base 1 to 474 and encodes 157 amino acids. Gene Ontology annotation, biological process: proton transmembrane transport; proton motive force-driven ATP synthesis.